CCACAGGGUGUAGGUUUUGCACUUGGCCACACGAGGACAUUGUAGACCGUCACAUCUGAAAUGCAUGUCUGAUUUAACGGAACUCCUCCCAGACUCUGAUGCAGAUGACGUUUCUUCUACGUUUGAAACAAAGGGAAGAGAAGCUUUAAACAGACCAACUCUGCCGCAAUCAUUGGGUUUUUGUGAAGGUGUUUACAGUAUUAUCGUUUUUUAAUUCUCGAAGAGAAUUGCCUCAAUUACUCUGUAUUUUCACAGAAGGAUUUUGAAUAUAUGUUUCCCAUGCAUUUAUGGCAACAUGAUUCUUCCGGGGAGGACCAGCUCUGUAUGGAUAUACUUCGUCUUUGUGCUGCUGCUUUGCUGCUGGGAAGCGGCUCUAGGACAGCUCUCUUACUCCGUAUCCGAGGAGGUAAACCAAGGGACCGUGAUCGGAAAUAUUGCCAAAGAUCUCAACCUAAAUGUUAAGGAUCUGGACACUCGUAUGUUCCAGAUCGUUGCAGGAUCGAAGAAAAAAUAUUUUGAGGUAAAUCUAAAGACUGGUGCUCUUUAUGUCAAUGAGAGAAUAGAUCGAGAGGAACUGUGCGGUGAUGAAGCAAAAUGCUCGAUAAGUGUAGAAGCAGUUCUUAAUAAUCCUCUAAAACUGCACCGUAUUGAAAUUCUAAUUCUAGACGUAAAUGAUAAUUCUCCUAGUUUUCUUAUUGAUCGUCAAAUGAUUAACAUCAGCGAAAACACGGCAGCAGGAACUAAAUUUCCGCUGCAUCCAGCCCAUGAUGCGGACAUUGGCAAAAAUACAGUACAAACCUACAGACUUAGUCAGAAUGAACACUUUUCUCUAGUAGUACAAAAAGGAGAGAGCGCAACGCCUGAACUGGUAAUUCAGAAGGUGUUAGACAGAGAAAAGCUGUCUGCGAUUCGGCUCAUAUUGACUGCUGUAGAUGGAGGAACGCCUGCAAAAUCAGGCUCCAUGGUAGUUAUCGUAAAUGUGUUGGAUAUUAAUGAUAACGCCCCUGUUUUCAGUCAAGCUCUGUACAAAGCCAGAGUGUAUGAGAACGUAAAACUCGGUACGCGAAUUAUAACAUUAAACGCUACCGACUUAGAUGCAGGAAAAAAUGGACACGUAACAUAUUCAUUCAGUGAAGUAGGUCGCGGUAAACAGACUGAGGUCUUUGAAAUUAACCAAGAUACCGGAACAGUGACAAACAAGAAGAAUAUAGACUAUGAAGAGACUAAUGCUUUUGAGAUUCGAGUUCAGGCCAGUGACGGAGCUUCCUCACCUAUGACUUCAAAUGCUAAAUUACUUAUUGAAGUAUUAGACGUGAAUGACAACGCUCCUGAAGUUACCGUCACUUCCCUAUUAAAUACAGUGAAAGAAGAUGCAUCCAUUGGCACCGCGAUUGCUCUUGUUUCUGCAUUCGAUAAAGAUAGCAGUAAAAAUGGAAUAGUGAACUGUGAAAUUUCAGACAACAUCCCUUUUAAACUAGAGUCAAACUAUAAGAAUUACUAUUCUUUAGUUGUGGAUGGACCUCUGGACAGAGAACGAGCAGCUUACUAUAAUAUUUGCAUCACAGCCACAGACGAAGGGAGCCCAGCUCUUUCAAGCUCCAGUGUCAUUAUUGUUCAUGUCUCUGAUGUAAAUGAUAACAAACCUCAUUUCACAGAAGACAUUAUAAACAUAUUCAUAAAAGAAAACAGUGCAACAGGAACAGUUAUUAAAAAAGUGUCAGCAGUGGAUGCAGACACUGAUCAAAAUGGUCAAAUUAGUUAUUCCCUUUUACACGAU
This is a messenger RNA of Poecilia latipinna (sailfin molly), 1777 nucleotides long. Its product is annotated as protocadherin gamma-C3-like. Gene Ontology annotation, molecular function: calcium ion binding. The annotation marks the transcript as partial. Gene Ontology annotation, biological process: homophilic cell-cell adhesion. Gene Ontology annotation, cellular component: plasma membrane. Lineage: Eukaryota; Metazoa; Chordata; Actinopteri; Cyprinodontiformes; Poeciliidae. The transcript has a single exon. The record is from RefSeq and is a predicted model, not a curated record.